AUGGCAGCAUACAAUUUUUCGAUUGUGCAUCUUUCAGUUUUCUUUUGCUAUGCCAUUUCUUUAGUGUCUUCUUUUUAUGGUGGUGGUUUUAGUGUUGAUUUAAUUCAUCGAGAUUCUCCUCUUUCUCCAUUUUACAGCUCAACAGACAAAGCUUCUGAUCGAGCUGAGAGUGCCAUUCGUCGUUCCAUUGAGCGUUGCAGUCACUUCAGUAAGAAGAAACCUUCGUCAGAAAAAUCAUCAAACAAACUCGGUAACAUAACGUCAACUGUAACACAAGGAGUUGUGGGUGACUAUCUAAUGUUACUUGCAGUUGGAACACCAGCACUUCCGCUAUUAGCAAUUGCCGAUACGGGUAGUGAUAUUAUAUGGUUUCAGUGUACACCUUGUGAUGUUUGUUUUCCACAAACAACCUCUCCAAUAUUUGCACCUGAAAAUUCGUCUACUUAUGAAAAUAUUCCUUGCACAACAAAAGAAUGUGAUGCUCUAAGUAGUGUCAGUAAUGUUAUCCCCUGUGAUGGUAGUGCUUGUAAAUAUAAUAUAAGUUAUGGAGAUGGAUCGAUCUCUAUCGGAAACUUCGCACGUGAGACCCUAACUUUUCAAUCAACCGAAGGUACUGAAUCAGCUAUAUCAGUUACUAACAUGGCUUUUGGUUGUGGUCAUAACAACACUGGAAUAUUCAGUGCACUUGAAGCUGCAAGUAAAUUAAACUUUGGAAGCAACCCUAAGCUAGUUGAUGGAUCAAAAGUUUCAACUCUGAUAAUCUUUAAAGAAAACCAAUCUUUCUAUUAUCUGACACUUGAAGCUAUUAGUGUUGGUGAUAUUAGAGUUCCUUUCAACACCAGUACUAGCAGCAGUAAUGAAGUACUACUUGAAAGUGGGAAUAUAAUUAUCGACUUCGGUUCUACUAUAACAGCCAAAACACGUAUUGUUUGGGAGAGAACACAACUAUAA
Papaver somniferum (opium poppy) is the source of this 951-nucleotide messenger RNA. RefSeq names its product aspartic proteinase CDR1-like. The transcript is spliced from 2 exons. Gene Ontology annotation, cellular component: extracellular region. Lineage: Eukaryota; Viridiplantae; Streptophyta; Magnoliopsida; Ranunculales; Papaveraceae. The record is from RefSeq and is a predicted model, not a curated record. The coding region runs from base 1 to 951 and encodes 316 amino acids.